AUGGGGAACGUCUCCAAUAAGGGCUUCGUGUACUCGAGCAACGACUACCAACUCGCUAUCGAGACGUCCAAGGAGCUCGAGUAUCUGCUGGAACAAGAGUUCAAUGCCCGAGGUCAGGGGCUGCACGAAAAGGUCACGUCGGUCGAGAGUUUGCUCCCGUUCCCUACAAUUCGCUCGAUUCGCUACGUUGCGACUUUGCGCAACAAGCUCAUUCACGACCGAGAGAUGCGAGCGCUGCCCGAUCGACCGCUUUUUAUUAGCAAGUUCGACAAUGCAAUGGCCGAGCUCAACAUCAUGAUCGAACACAAGCGACGCAAAAGCCAGGCCCCUCCUGCUGUGGCUUGUGUCAUUUCCUAA
Molecule: messenger RNA, 357 nt
Organism: Peronospora matthiolae
Lineage: Eukaryota; Oomycota; Peronosporomycetes; Peronosporales; Peronosporaceae
Source: the annotation of a GenBank genome assembly